AGGAGAACGGAGAGCUGGACGGAGAGGAGGAGGACGAGGAAGAGGAAGUGGCAGUUUCCAUCCGACGUGGCAGUAGCCAAUACCAUGGAGGCAGGGAAGAGGGGCACAGGCAAAUCGGCAACAUGGCUGGACGAGUGACAGGAGACAGACAGCUGCGGCCCGGGAACCCCGGGCACGCCGCUAACCCUUAUUCGUCCAACCCAGGACCCCCCCACCAACAGACAGCCAAUCAGCAGCAGCAGCAGCAGCAGAGGCGGCUCCGGGAGCGAAGCUCCUCCACAGCGCCCUCUGCUGAUGACGCGCACAUCAGCAUGAUGGUGUUUCGCAUAGGCAUCCCUGACAUUAAACAGACGAAGUGCCUGCGCUUCAACCCGGAUGCCACGGUGUGGAAGGCUAAGCAGCAGGUGCUGUGCUCCCUCACCGAGUCCCUGAGGGACGUGCUCAACUACGGCCUCUUCCAGCCGGCCACCGACGGACACGACGCCAAGUUCCUGGAGGAGGAGCGCCUCCUCCGCGAGUACCCACAGUCCUUUGAGAAAGGCGUUCCCUACCUGGAGUUUCGUUACAAAACCAGGGUAUACAAACAGACAAACUUGGAUGAGAAACAACUUGCUAAAUUGCACACAAAGGCCAGUCUGAAGAAGUUCAUGGACUACAUCCAAAGCGGCUCAGUGGAGAAAAUAGCCAAAUUCCUCGACAAAGGUGUUGACCCAAACUACCACGACCCAGACACUGGAGAGACUCCUUUGACACUGGCAGUGCAGUCAGAUCAGUCGGCGGGGGAGACCAUUCGGCUGCUUGUGAUGGGGGGAGCACACAUCGACUUCCGAGCCAAGGACGGCUUGACCCCCCUACACAAGGCUGUCCGUUGCCAUGGCCACACUGCACUGCUGACUCUGCUCUCACUGGGCGCGUCUCCAGACUAUAAGGACCGGCGUGGCCUGACGCCGCUCUACCACACUGUGCUGACAGGGGGCGACACCUCCUGCUGCGAGACGCUGCUCUUCCACAGGGCCAAAGUAGGCAUCCGCGACGAGAACGGAUGGGACGAGACCCACCAGGCCUGCCAAAAUGGCAACUCUCAGCACUUGGAGCAUCUACUUUUCUACGGAGCGGACUCCACUUCCCAGAAUGCCUCAGGAAACACUGCCUUGCACAUCUGUGCUUUAUACAAUAAGGAGAGCUGUGCCCGCAUUCUGCUGUACAGGGGAGCCAAUAAGGACACCAAGAACAACAGUGGGCAGACCCCCUUCCAGGUGGCAGUAAUGUCUGGUCAUUUUGAACUUGGAGAGAUCAUUAAAAACCACAGGGAGACUGACGUGGUGCCCUUCUUGGAGUCGCCCAAGUACGCCCCCCAGAGGCGGGAGAGCGGGCGCACGCUGGCCUUGCCUCACCCGCACCCCUUCCUGCGCGCCAACAGCGAUAACAGCAUGAACCUGCCCGACUGGAUGGCGUUCCCCAACGCCGCGGGCUCCAACAUCGUCUCCGUGCAGGGCUAUAAGCAGGGCACCCUGCGCAGCUCCAGCAGUCCGCGUGGGGCCCGCACACGCUCGCCCUCUCGGGGUCGAGUCGUGGACAGAGACGACAGGAGCCGCCAGACGCGGGGCAGACAGGGCAGUCAGGGCACAGUGGGAGGCGGUCAGCGGCGCCGCCUGUACAGCGCCGUCCCCGGCCGCGUGUUCGUGGCCACGCGCUCCCACACCGCCCAGGGCGAGCGCGAGAUCAGCUUCAGCAAGGGAGACAAGGUCAAAGUGCUGAGUGUGGGUGAGGGGGGCUACUGGGAGGGCACGGUGAGGGGGCGCACUGGCUGGUUCCCCUCGGACAACGUGGAGGAAGUAGCGCUACGUAGCCUGGAGCCCCGCUCAGAGAGCCGCAGCGAGAGGACCAAGCGACUCUUCAGGCACUACACCGUGGGCUCCUACGACAGCUUUGACGCGCCCAGUGACUACAUAAUCAAAGAGAAGACCGUGCUCCUGCAGAAAAAAGACAAUGAGGGUUUCGGAUUCGUUCUAAGAGGGGCCAAGGCCCAGACACCCAUUGAGGAGUUUACUCCCACUCCGGCGUUCCCAGCACUGCAGUACCUCGAGUCUGUUGACGAGGGGGGUGUGGCCUGGAGAGCGGGUCUGCGAAUGGGAGACUUCCUCAUUGAGGUGAAUGGGCAGAAUGUGGUUAAGGUGGGCCACAGACAGGUGGUCAACAUGAUCCGGCAAGGUGGCAACAGCCUGAUGGUGAAGGUCGUCAUGGUGACCCGCAAUCCUGACUUGGACGAUGGCACCAGAAAGAAAAUCCCUCAACAGAGUAAGCGUCUGAGCACGCCGGCAAUAGCCCUGCGCUCCAAAUCCAUGACCUCGGAGCUGGAGGAGAUGGAGUUCGAAUCCUCCCAAGUUACAGAGAAGAAGAGGACAGUCUAUCAGAUGGCUUUGAAUAAACUGGACGAGAUUUUGGCAGCAGCUCAACAGACAAUCAGCACCAAUGAGGGGCCGGGGGUUCGGGCGCAGGGGUCAAAGAGAGAACGAGGCCGCAGCUUUUACGGCAAUGAGCCCAAUUAUGACCAGUCGGGGAUGGGGAUGAUGUCGUCUGGGGCAGGGCUCGGUUAUGACCGGGGCCAGUUUGCCUCUGGCCACGCCCCUCCUCACGGUAUGCUGCGACAGAAGUCCAUCGGCUGCCCUGUCCAUCACGUGGCCUUGUUCUCUCCAUCAUUUUACCACUCUUUUCCUCAAGGAGUCCCCGAGGAGGAGAAGUCGUACCUCCAUCCUCCGGGCAUGAAGUUUGCGCGCAGCUUAUCCGUCCCUGGCUCAGACGAAAUCCCCCCACCCCCGACCACGGCUCCGCCCGACCCCCCCUUCUCGUCGGCGCCUCCCCUGGGCUGGAGGGGCAAGACGGCCCAGCAGCCGUCCACCGUGUCCGUGUCCCAGUCCACCGCCACCUCCACACACUACCAGCUCUACCAGCAGUCCGGCUACGCGGGCCGGGACCGGGGCGGAGGAGGCCCGCCGCCCGACCACACCGCCGCCUCCUACGCCCACCAGGCACCCACCCGGACCGCCUCCCGCAAGGUGAUUGGCUACCCGGGCGAGGUGGGCGGGGUGCCGGGGGCCGGGGGAGGCGCCGGUAUGGGCAUGGGCGGCGGGAAAGCGGCGGGCUUGAGGAGGGGCUACAGCAACGCCGUGCCCCCGACCAGCAUCGCCACCGUGAUGCCCCAGCAGCAGAUGCAGGCGUCCCAGGGCCAGCCGAGGGGUCCCGGGGACCAGCGGGGAGGGGGGAUGACCGGUGGCGCAGGGGUCGGACCAGGGCCGGGCGGUGGAGGCGGCGGCGGCGGUGGCGUACCGAAGGGGGGCGCCCGGCGGGGGGGGAAGGGCCCCCUGGUCAAGCAGUCCAAGGUGGAGGACAUGCGCUCGGCCCAGCUGGCGGCGCUGGGGGCCAAGGGCUCGGUGGAGAAGAGCUCCAUCCCCAUCCCCACCAUCAUCGUCAAGGCGCCCUCCACCAGCAGCAGCGGGCGCAGCAGCCAGGGCAGCAGCGUGGAGGCCGAGCCGCCCCAGGGCACCUCCGGCGGUGACGACGGCUCCCAGCCCCCGUCCGGAGCGGCCCCCCCGCCUCCGCCUGCCGUCACGCCGCCCGCCCCGCCGUCCAUGCCGGCGCCGCCGCCCCCCUCCAUGCCCCCGGCGCUGCCCCCGUCGCUGCCCUCCAUCCGGGCGCAGGACAGCAUGGACUUCACCAGCCAGUUCGGCGCCGCCAUCGUGGGGGCGGCCCGGCGUGACCGCGAGCGCUUCCACGAGGCGCGCCGCAAGAGCGCCUCCUUCUUCCUCUCGGCCGAGGAAGACAUCGGAGGCGCCAUCGUCGGAGGAGGAGGAGUCGCGGGAGGAGGAGGAGGAGUGGGCGCAGGAGGAAGACCCACCCCGCGCCUGCGCCCGUCCAAGUCCAUCGACGAGGGCAUGUUCUCGGGCGACACCUUCAUCCACCAGGCCCGCAGCAUGCCGCCGGCGUUCGGCCUGCCCGAGUACUCCACCACCGCCACGGGCCAGAUGGGCGACUACCAGCCCAAGUCCGUCCCGGUCGACUUCUACGGCGUGCUGGACCCGUCGUCGCCGCUGGGCCUGGCCCUGGCCGCCCGCGAGCGCGCCCUGAAGGACGACAGCCGCAUGCGGCGCGAGCGUGCGCCGGCCGAGCACAUGUUCACCCGCCAGCUGUCCAACGUGGGCGUCUACUCGUCGUCCGCCGCCGGGCCUCCGGUCGCCUCGUCCUCCUCCGCGCCCCAGCACUCCUCGGGCACCUCGUCCUACCUGGUCACCUCGUCCUCGCUGGCCGCCACCACCACCUCCACGCGGCCGCCCUCGCCCAGGAUCCUGCGCUGGGGCGAGGACGGCUCCGGCUCGGACCGCGAGCGGGACGCCGCCGGCCCCGCGGGCGGAGGGAGCGCCACCGCCGCCGCUCCCCGCGAGGGUUUGCGCGUGCGCUUCUCGGAGGACAAGACGGUCCACACGCACCACUACCAGGCCCAGCAGCAGCACUACCAGCCCGGCUACAGGGAGCGCGAGCGGGAGCGCCAGCGCGAGAGGUCCCGGGAGAGGGACGCCGAGCGGGCACAGCGAUCGCAGACGCCGCCGCAGCAACAACAGCAGCACCAGACCCAGGGAGGAGGAGGAGUGGGCGAACGGGGCACCGCGGCUGCCGCUGGCGGCCCUGGCAUCAUGGUCCUCCCGCCCCCGGCGCCGUCCGUGGACGCCGACGACGAGUUUGUGUUCGCCGACCCGCUGCCCCCGCCGCUGGAGUUCGCCAACAGCUUCGACCGGGGCAUCGCGUCGAGCGGCAUGAGCGCCUACGCCAGCCUGGUGGCCAACAGCAUGAAGGAGUCCUACAUCCUGACCGGCUACUCGCCGCACACGCCCCUGCCCUCGCCCCAGGCCGGCGACUCCACCACGUCCAGCCUGACGUCCUACGACAGCGAGGUGGCCAACCUGACUCAGUCGGCGCCGUCGCCCUCGUCCCCCCACACGCAGCACCCGGCCUCCCCGUCGCACGGCCACUCGCACGGUCACUCCCACGCCUCGGCCCUCCAGCCGUCCGGCCCCCCUCCCCCGCCCAGCGUCUCGCCUCCGCCUCCCCCGACGUCCACCUCCGCCUACCACCACCACCACCGGUCCUACGCCCUCUCCCAGACGCAGGCGCAGCAGCAGCACCACCUGUACAACAGCACCCACUCGGUGACCGGGCGGGCCACAUCCCCCACGCCCCCACCCCAGUCCAUCAGCGCGGUGCCCCCUCCGCCCGCCUACCGGAGCCCGUCGCCCGUGCCCACCUCCGCCGCCUCCGCUGCCCACAGGGGCGUCUCGCUGGGCGCCGGCACCGCCGCCGCGUCCAGCGCCGCCUCCGUGACGCAGCCGAGCGAGCGUCAGGCCACGGUCUCCACGGUGGCCACGGGCGCCGGCGGGAUCCGACGGGCGUCCGACCACCGGGCGCCCGCCGCCGCAUCCUCCUCUUCCGCCGCCACCUCGUCCAAGAGCGUCGCGGGCGAGUCGCAGGAGACGGUGGUGGACUCGGGCAUCGAGGAGCUGGACAGCCGCAGCAGCAGCGACCACCACCUGGACAGCAUCCUGGCCAUGAGCCGCGCCGAGCGGCUGGAACGCGGCGGCGGCGUGCUGCCCAGCGAGAGCGACCGCGCCAGCACCGACCUGCUCGAGUCCUACAUGAGCUACCUGGACGGCCAGUCCUUCGAGAUGCACAACACCAAGACGGCCGCCAGCGCCGCCGCCUCCACCUCCGCCGCCACCUCGGCCGUCUCCACCUACCCCAAAGUGCAGCGCUACCGCGAGGGCGUGGCCCGCCGGCAGACCAGCACGGCGCCCGCCGCCUACCGCCGCCGUGAGCAGCGCCAGGAGGACGACGAGGACGACGAAGAGGCCGAGGCGGAAGCGGCGGCGGCGGCGGCCGAGCGGCAGGCCGAGGAGGACAGCUACCGGCUGCGCGAGUCGCAGAACCUCAGCCGCUCCUCCAUGCUGUACUACGAGAGGCCCCGCACGCCCGAGAUGAAGUCCAUGUGGGGCGACGGGGGCGCGCAGACCUCGGCGGGCGCCUCCGGCAGGGACGAGGGCGGGGCGCAGAGCUACAUCGAGGGGCGCAAGCUGCACCCGCCCAUGACCGGCAUGAAGGCCAGCAUCCUCAACGAGCUGAGCAGCAAGCUGCACGAGAGGAACAAAGGCAUGGAGAGCUGGGGCAGCCAGCGGUCACUCGCCAGACACAGGUUCUCUGAGGACUCCACGGCUGCCCUGAGCCCUCCCUCCGUCCGAUCCCCGUCUCCCUCCCCCAUGUCGCACUCCCAGCCGUCCCUGGCCCCGUCCCCGACCGCCGGCUCCCAGUCGGGCCACUACUCCAGCUGGGCGCGCUCGCCCUCGCCCCAGCCCCCGUCCGGCGGCUCCGGGCCCUCGCAGGCGCCCCCCUCCCGCUCCCACUCGCCCGUCUCGCCCAGCGCCUACUCCCCGUACCCGACGUCCCCCAAGCACCGGCCCGUGUACCGCACCAAAGCGCUGGAGUUCCAGUUCAUCCCGAGCCGGGAGCGCAAGGGCGACCUCCAGCAGCGGCGCCGCGCGCCCAGCCCGCUCAUCUCGCCGUCGGAGCGUCCGCGUCUGGGCCCGCCGCGGCCCUCCUCGCUGCCCAUCCUGCCCACCACGCCGCUCUACAGCAGCCUGUACGACCUGCGCGGCUCCAUCACGCCGCCGUCGCCCGCCAACCCGCUGGGCGACCCCUACUUCUCGCCGUCGCCGCCCCUCUUCGCCCCGUCGGGGGCGCCGCCGCAGAACGCCUCGCUGGUGGUGUCGCGCUCGCUCUCGCCCACGCACUUCCUCUCGGGGACGUCGUCGCCGCCGCUGCACCCCAUACCGCCCCCCACCUGCCUCAGCUACCCGCACCUGCCGCCCCCGUCGCCCUCCAAGCCCUUCGCCUCCAAGCCGCUGCCCUACUGGACCAAGUACGACGUGGCCGACUGGCUGGGCUACCUGAACCUGGCCGAGCACCGCGAGCGCUUCCUGGACAACGAGAUCGACGGCACGCACCUGCCCUCCCUCACCAAGGAGGACUACCUGGACCUGGGCGUGACCCGCGUGGGCCAUCGUAUGAACAUCGAGAGGGCACUACGCCGCGUGAUGGACAGGUGAGAGAGGCUCUCCAGCAGUCCCUUCCCCAUCUCUGUUCUCUCUCCUCGUGAUGGACAGACAGAGAGACGGAGGGAUGAGGGAAUGAGAAGCUGAGGCGGAGUACAAAAAAGGACAAUGAAAGAGUGUGUGUGUGUGAGAGAGAGAGAGAGAGAGAGAGAGAGUGUGUGUGUGUGUGAGGGAGAGAGAGUGAGAGAAAGAGAGAGUGAGUGAGACAUCGAGAAAGAAAGAAAAAGAAAGCAGAGGCAAGAAGAGACUCAACCACUGCUGCUAUCAAAGGUGAAUUUUCAAACGGUACGGCCUGGAGUGUAAGGACUUCACCAUCAACAGACUUGCAUCACAACUGAGGAUUGGAUGGCUAAAGGGCUGAAGAUAAAUAUAUGUGAAUAUGCCCAGGGUAUACACUCAAAUACACCUAAAUGUGUGCACACACACACACACUGACAAGCAUGUGCCUCACAGCAACACAUAUACCCCCCCACACACACAACACACACACCGACACGCACGCGCACACACACACACACACACACACACACACACACACUCACACACACACACACACACACACAUAACUAUACAAGCACACUCACUAAGAAAAAUAUCCUGAAUGAAAAAAAAAGGUAACUCAUGACCAACCAUGACCAAAAUAGUAGGCAACUUGGUGAAAAAGAGCCAAAAAUAACCGAAACAAUCAAUUAUCUGUACGCUUUUUUUUUUUUUACCUUUUGUUGUGAACUAGAACGAGCAAUUCAGCGAGAGUGUGUGUAGAAACAGAGACGACAACCAGGCUAAGCCUGCCUGCUCGUCUCUCCACACUACUGUCAGUGACCUUGAGUUCCGGUGCUUUAUUCAGCCUCUGGGUUCAUUUCUCAAAAGAGCCAUCACUACUGCGGAUGAAAACUCUCAGAUUAAUUCAAAUCAACGAAGCUCAGUGCAAGCAAACACUAUUGGCUGAGUCUUCAGGAGGAGCGGUUGCAAUUGGCGAUUUGUACAGUGUUUGCUGACUGAUUGGUAGAGCCUUGUCACCCACAGGAGAUAAUCUGUCCCGUGACAGCGACAGGUCUACCCAAGCCAGAGGUAUGAUUGGUGAAAUGUAUACGUACGUUGGAGCGGAUGAAGACUUUAGAGUAACAGAUUUUUAAUCGGUGGCACUUACGCAUGCACUUGUUAAGUAGGUUGGCUCACUUCGCACUGUGGAGUGACCUGGGAGCGCUGUGGGCGUGGCCAGAGUUUUGCAUCGCAUCCGAGGAGGAACUCCGCCAGCAGCCAGGUUACCAGGUGACCCCAGCAGUUUGAAAAAAAGCCCAAUCCCUCCCUUGUCCUACGCCCCCCACCCCCACCUCACCCGUUUGUAAUAGUGUGAAUGUGAUUGGUGGAGACGUGUUUGGUAGGAGUCAGCAUGAUUGAUUAUUUGUUCUUACCUCACCACUGGGGGUGUCCACAGAGAGAGACCUCUGGGUUCUGUUGUAUUUCGCUACAGCUUCUUAAUCAUCUUACAAUGACAUAUAUACAUAUAUAUAAAAAAAUAUAUAUAUAUAUACAGACUGGUCACUGUAUUUCAAAUCUGUAGCAAAAAUAAGUGCCCAGACCAACAGUAGAUCAUACACACAUACAUGCACACACUCACACAAACACAAUCUUACAGUAAACACUGACACCAAAUGUACAGAACAAUUCAAACAAAACCUUCCACAUAUGGUACACACACAUACACUCACACACUCAAUCUUUCGUAUAUUAGAAAUAAUGGGACACCUUAAAUGUCUGUAUGAAUCAUCACUGAUAUGGACGUUGGAAAAAAAAUCUAUUCUGUAAGAUGAUACCAGAGAUGUAACAUUGUACAAAAAAAAUAUACUAUAAGAAUUGUCAAACUUUUUACAAGAGACUUGAGGAACCGAACUGACUGCUAGACCAACAACUCCAA
Sardina pilchardus (European sardine) is the source of this 9072-nucleotide messenger RNA. It is a transcript of the gene shank1, whose product is annotated as SH3 and multiple ankyrin repeat domains 1. The coding region runs from base 123 to 7148 and encodes 2341 amino acids. Gene Ontology annotation, cellular component: postsynaptic density; dendritic spine; postsynaptic membrane. NCBI's taxonomy places the organism in Eukaryota, Metazoa, Chordata, Actinopteri, Clupeiformes, Clupeidae. The record is from RefSeq and is a predicted model, not a curated record. The transcript has 29 exons. Gene Ontology annotation, molecular function: ionotropic glutamate receptor binding; synaptic receptor adaptor activity.